This is a messenger RNA of Guyanagaster necrorhizus, 463 nucleotides long. RefSeq lists its product as uncharacterized. NCBI's taxonomy places the organism in Eukaryota, Fungi, Basidiomycota, Agaricomycetes, Agaricales, Physalacriaceae. Bases 1 to 453 code for a protein of 150 amino acids. The transcript is spliced from 3 exons. The record is from RefSeq and is a predicted model, not a curated record.
AUGUGGAGCAUUACCGAUGCUUUGGUUUUGGAAAUGCACAUGCUGGAAGCGAUUUUUUCAAAACUUGCGCCACAGUUCCAGCCGAUCGGACCAAACGACAGCCGAUUUCGCAACGCUAGCCACAAGACGGUGUUUAUUAACGGUGAAAAUUUUUUCGAAGGUUUACAAGGUGCACAAAUCCUAAACCUUGUUGUGGAAGAGAAAACGCUGGCAAGCUCGGGCUGGGAUGGCAUCGAAGGAAGAGGGAGUGGCCCUCAGAAUGCGUCAAAUAUCAGACGGCGCGUCCUCCUUGAGUUUAGUGGCACGAAAUCUGGCGGUCUUGGGACUCUGAGCGAGCAGGAUACUUCGGCAGGUGCUAGGAGCGGAUCCGCCCCAAAAGAGCGGAACUUACCUACGAGGACCCCAACCAUCUUAUCCCUCGGCCUUUAUGACCAUAGCAUGUACAUCGACUGAUUCUCGUCCU